AUGGCGGAGGCCUUGUGGCGCCUGCGGGGUGGACGAACACGUCUCCUCACAGCCAUCGGUGAUGACGCUGAUGGACAAUACCUUGAUAAUAUUGCACCUGGUAUGCUUUUAGAUGGUUGUAUCAUUAAGAACGGUUGUACACCCUCAUACGCAGUCAUGUUAGACUCACGUGGAGAGUGCCUUAUUGGUCUAGGAGACAUGGAACUACACAAGCAUAUCACUCCAGAACUCGUAAACAAGCACAUAAAAGUUUUUGAAGACGCUUCGCUAAUAGUUCUCGACGGCAACGCUCCUCAAGCCACUAUCGACCAUGUAUUGGCAUUGUGCAAACGACUUAAUAAACCAGGAAUAUGUAAAGUGGGCUGUAUUGCCAAAGACUACAGGCCCUAG
Molecule: messenger RNA, 390 nt
Organism: Arctia plantaginis
Lineage: Eukaryota; Metazoa; Arthropoda; Insecta; Lepidoptera; Erebidae
Source: the annotation of a GenBank genome assembly